AUGAAACUGUCGGGAACCUGGCCUGCAAACCAGUAUCGAGACCAGGAGACACAAACUAGCCCAGAGGCCGAAAAACCUGCCCCUGAAAACAACGAAGCACAAAAAGACCCUGUCGCUCCCGACUCUGAAGUCCCUACUGAUAGCAGCAGUGCAGUGGGCACUGCGUUCACUUUUCCUAUUAAGGGAGUGAAGAGCCUGAAACUGUCGAGCAACAGCGCCUUCUCCCUGACCGCCACCUUCUCCAACCAGCUGAACAAGAGCACAGCUCAGCAGCCAGCAGUACCACCCUCAGGAAAUGUGGAGGAGCCCAAACCAGCAGAAAACAGUGGGCAGGAAGCAUUCGAACCAUUCCUGUUGAAACCCAUCGUCCAGCGUCCAUGGGAUGCUGUCAAAGAGCUGGAGACCAUCAAAAAAGAAGUCCAGGAUCAACAGCAGCAGCAGAGCAGCAAACAGCCCAGCGUUGAUAAGUGCAUAGAGGACCUCAACGAGGCCUACAAAGACAUCUUGGAGCUAGGCACUGCCAGCAAUAAAGUCCCAGAUGGUUCUGUUCAAAUUCCUGAGCGUAUCAAAAUCCGGUUGACAUCAGAACCUCUCAACAAGCCCAGCAGCCUUAGGCGCAGUGCAGUAAGCUGGUCUGUUGACCCAGAAUACAGGGAAGUCAAGAGCGCCUUCUCCAGGCCUGCUACAAAGUCAGUAACCUUCAGCAAGCAGCUUCGGGAGGAGCUCCCCGUCCCUCCCCGGGAGACAGGCUUCAGAGAAUACAGGGUUAUUACACAUCUUUCGCGCAGACGGAGCAACGAUGGCAGGACAGUAAAACUAGACCUGCCAGAUGAGCCUAUUGAGACACCACUUUGUGACUUCAGUCCAAUGACAAACACAGCAGCAGCUGAGAUGCCAUGGGCAGAUAGACAGCCCAUGCAGGAUGCCUCUACGCUCACUAGUCCUCCGGAUUAUGAGGACAUAUGCCAGACUUUGCGUCCCUCUAGAGACCCGGCGGAUGGCAAUAAAGCGUCCGCAGGCAAUUUUAAAUCUAAUGACGCAGAGACUCUUCAAGAUCUUAGAGGUGAAUCAGAGGAGGAGUGCCCUAUUUGUAAAAGAGAACUUGAGAAUCAAAUGAGACUGGGCCCAUUGCCUCCCCUUCACGAGGAGAACAGCUCGGACAGCUCGACCAAUCAAAAUGGCAGUCCACCACACCGCGCUGCAUUAGAGAGUCCGGCAGAGGGUGUUAAAACAGAGGAGCCAAAUGAUUCAAGUUUAAAUCAGUCAGGGUCUGACCUAUGUGCUGGAACAAGGGAUCAGAAUUCAAUGACAGAGGAACAUGUAGGAGGGGGUGACAAAGGAGACGAUGCUCAGGCAGAAAACCAGGAGGAUUUGUGUGCAGAUAAUCCUGUUGAGAGAAAACCAGCAAACGGAGCUACAGAGGAGAGCACAUCCACAAUAUUAGCUACUGAUGUGCCACAAGACCCCCAAGUCACAGCGGAACAGAGUGUUAGUGAAACAGUAACUAAGGAAGUAGAAUUAGCAGAGAAGGAAGCCAAUACAGGAGAAACACCUGAGGGUAGCGCAGACAAACAGACGGAAGAAGUGAAAAGUGAAAGUGAGGGACAAGACAGUGCAAUGCCUGAUAACAAGCAGGAGCAAGAAAAGAAGCCAUUUGCUGGUCCAGAGCAUAGACUUGUUUUACGGACUCAUUUGGGGCGAGAUCACCCCGGGUUACCGGAGUUCCCGCCAGAUAGACUGCCACUUUCAGUUCCUCCAAACCUAGACCGCAGGCUGUCUCUUAGCUUGGAGGGGGAACGGAGGAGCAAGGGCCCCGCCCAGCGAAUGGAGGCGUUGCAGACCAAGCUGGCUGUUUCUCCAGGUCGCGCGGCAGUGGAGCGCAUGGGUUGGAUGAGGGAGGUGGACGUCAUGUAUCGUAUGAGGCGGCUCAGCAUCAGGAGUACUGACUCUGGGGAGGCGGAGGCAGAAGGGGAGGGCAAGGACGAACCAGAGGAGGAGCCCCAGCCUGGUCCUCAGAGAGACGAGGAGAAUGAUCAAGAUCAAGAGGUCACCCAUUCACCGCAGGUCUCUGAGGAGACAGUGUUGCAAGAUGAGCAGGAGUCAUCUCUCUCAGAACCCCAUGAUCCCAGCCGAGCGGAGACAGAGUAGAAAGACUGCGUCCAUCAUCUUGAUCUGAGGUUUUUUAGCUCCAACACUGUGACCUGGCUGCCUACUAGAAUGCCUUCAUCUCAUCUUGACACUGAAAUGGCCUUCUUGUCCGACAAGAGCAUUGUGUACACCCUCACCCUCGGCGCUGCGUUGACUACUAAGAGUGCUGUUCCACUGCCAAAGGGAGGUGCCCCUUUAACUUGUGGGGCAACUUCCACUACGAAUCCCUACCCAGCCUUUCCCAAACUGACUUCCCACUACCCCAUCUGUCCUCCAUCCCCAAACCCAUCCUCUUAUAGGGUUUCUACUAGUUAGUCUUCUUGUAGCGGCUUGUCCUUUCUAUUCUCUUCUCCCUAUGCUUUUCUCAUUGGCAGACAUUAUGCAAUUCUGUCGUGCAUACUAGAACUUAUAAAAUGUCCAUAGUGAAUACAGUUGAGACAUUUUUUGCAUACUGAACGAAUCUUGUUUGUUUACGGGAGAACUAUUAAGGAUAUGAAUGUAAGCGUUUAUGUUUAAUCUAACGUAGACAUAGAAGGGUUAUUGUCCCAACCUUUUCUGUUGCAUUUAAACUACACCAAAAUAAACUGCGUAUCUGAUUGUCGUGGUGAGGCGACAGCUGUUUUAGAACUGGACAUCACUGUCUCUGGCUCAAGAACUGUUUUGAUUUUAGACGAGAUCAGUCAGCCUUUCUUUUCUUAAAAUGUGACGACAUUGUGCCCUGUCUCAUUGCUUUUGUACACACUGCAACCAUAACCCAUGAAGCUCUUCAAUGAAGAGUGACUCUACACCACAUGAGAUGAUAGACCAGUGACCUAUUAUACAUUGAAUUGGUUUUAAGCUGGAGGGGGAGAGUUGCCUUCUUUAGAUGUGCGGUAGUCCUCUGAUCAAUCCCAUGAAUAGCUCCCUUUCCAGGUAAUUUCAGGAAGCAAUAAAGGCACAGAUUGAGUUUAAGUGUUGGUAGGUGAAUUUGAUAAACUUUAAAGAUGGAUAUAGGGAAAUAGAGAAACAAAAAAAGAUAGGUAGAGCAAUAUUGUUGUACAAACAGCUCAGUGGUGUAGUGGAGCUACCUGUAGGACCCAUUGUCAGGAGUUUUGAUGUGUGUCAUUUGAAAUCAUAUUACAGGGAUAUGGAGUCGUGUCAGGGUAUAACAGGGGGUGGGUGCUUUACUUCAUGAUAUAUAUCUAUGUUCAUACAUCUGUAUCGCAAAGAGACAACAUUUCACGGAAAAGUUUUUUUUUUUAUCAUCGAAUUGUUAAUCAGUUUGCAUAAUGUACAAAAUAAAGUAUAUUUUAAAUAUUUUAAGAGAUAUUUUGUAUUUAACCAUGACAUUUGAUUUCUCAACACAUAUAUCAAGAUCAAGGUAUCAUAUGUCUGUAUAGUAUUAUACUGAGAGUAUACAUACUUUUCUAGUGCUUUAAAAUCGAAGUGAUAUGAGAAGGGAUGGCCCUGUGGUGUGCCUUGAUCACACGAUUCGGUUCCAGUGAGCGAUAGGGUUCAUCAUUGACGGUGUUGACGUGAUGGAAACUUUUUGAAUGUGCCAUGAUUUCUUAUUUGAUAGUGCUUUUUCAUACGCUAACAGAGUCAAUGUCGGACGCUCCUUGUGAUAUUUAAUUCAUCAAUCCAUAUCAGCUGUAACUCCUCUGUUGGUGGUCAGACAUGACCUGUGUCUUCUUUUUGUCUUUGUAUGUCUUCCAAUCCAAAUCAUGUAUCGUUCUGUUGUUGGUUCUUCAAAAACAAGUUUAGAAAUAAAAUUGGGAUUUUUUUUAUUUUCCUCCCUCCCUUCCUUCUUUCCCUCCUCUCAACUUCCUCCAUUAUUACGUUUAUUCUACAGCGUGUUCAUGUUGUGUAAAAUGUUCUGCCGUCCCUAACACUUAUUGCACUAAAAGGAUACAAUGCAGUAUGCUAUUUUUUGGCUAAAACCAUACAUUUGCAAAAGUAUGAAAAUCGUUUUUUUUUCUAAAUACAGGGUUUUUCAAAUGAAUUUAAAAUCAAAAUGUAAAACUUAAAACAAUGAUUUAAAAAAAUAUUCUUAAUGAUAAAAGUUUGCAGUUAUGUGGUUUUUCCUACAACAGCAGUGCUGCAUUGGUGUAACGUAUCAACAGAUUUGUAGUAAACCAUCACUGUUUAAUCACUCACCGAGUACCACUUAAUUGUUAUGUAGCAUUUUACAGUUGUAGCAUUUUAUCAACUCAGAACUUUGUCUUAGUAUUUCAAACAUUUCUUGUAAAUUUGGAAUAAUCAU
Trematomus bernacchii (emerald rockcod) is the source of this 4390-nucleotide messenger RNA. RefSeq lists its product as uncharacterized. Lineage: Eukaryota; Metazoa; Chordata; Actinopteri; Perciformes; Nototheniidae. The record is from RefSeq and is a predicted model, not a curated record. Gene Ontology annotation, biological process: positive regulation of blood vessel endothelial cell proliferation involved in sprouting angiogenesis. Gene Ontology annotation, cellular component: adherens junction; ruffle membrane. The transcript has 2 exons. The coding region runs from base 1 to 2148 and encodes 715 amino acids.